AAGAGGAUAGAGGCUUGUCAGGACCCUAAUACGCACGGCAGAUCGAUCUGGAGAGGCGCGGAAGACCGCGGACACAGCUUGGAAAGCAUUGGUCCGAGGAACCCGGACCUUGAUGCUCACCUUACCCGCCGAUUCUGUCUGAACCCACGGCCUUUUCUUCACGAUGAAUUCAAGUUCUCUGGAGUUUGCCUUGAAGGCGCGCCACGCCCCCUCCCCAAUCUGAGCUGGAUCAGGAGGCCGGGUGAAUCCCGGGGCGCUCGCACCCUCGUACCGACUGCGCCCCAUGCUCUGAUCUUCAGCCUUAAGGAGAACUCCAGGGCGGACCGGGAGGCGGCGGGGACAAAGCGGAUUCGAAACCACGAGUCCGGGCUGGGGAGCGGGCGCCGCAGGAACAGCCAGGGCGGCAGCCUGGGGAUCCACGCCGCCUGGGGGAGCGCGCGGCAGGCAUGGGAGAGUCGGCGCCAGGAGCGGGCUAAGGGCCGCUAGAGCCGGAUCCUCCCGGGGCGUGGGCACGAGUCCGCAGGCGGUGGCCCUUGCGGGAUUGUCUUCCAGUGCCAUGGCCGGCCGCGUGUGCAGCUGUGGCCCGGGCCACCUGAAUGAGGACAACGCGCGCUUCCUGCUGCUCGCCGGGCUCAUCUUGCUCUACCUGCUGGGCGGCGCCGCUGUCUUCUCAGCGCUGGAGCUGGCGCACGAGCUACAGACCAAGCAGCGCUGGGAAGAGCGCCUGGCCAACUUCAGCCGCAGUCACCACCUGAGCCGCGAAGAGCUCCGAGGCUUCCUCCGUCAUUAUGAGGAAGCCACCAGGGCGGGCAUCCGCAUGGACAGCGUGCGCCCUCGCUGGGACUUCACCGGUGCCUUCUACUUCGUGGGCACCGUGGUGUCCACCAUAGGGUUUGGGAUGACAACCCCAGCCACAAUGGGAGGGAAGAUCUUUCUGAUCUUCUACGGACUCAUUGGAUGUGCAAGCACCAUCCUCUUCUUCAACCUCUUCCUGGAGCGGCUGAUCACCGUCAUUGCCUAUGUCAUGAGAUCCUGUCACCAGCAGCAGCUGCGGAGGCGUGGGGCAGUGACCCAGGACAACAUGAAGACCCCUGAAAAGGGUGAGGUGGAUAGCCUGGCCGGCUGGAAGCCCUCUGUGUACUACGUCAUGCUGAUCCUAUGCUUGGCAUCAGUGACCAUCUCUUGUGGGGCCUCAGCUCUGUAUGCCACCAUGGAAGGCUGGAGCUAUUUUGACUCACUCUACUUUUGUUUCGUGGCUUUCAGUACCAUUGGCUUUGGGGACCUGGUCAGCAGCCAGAAUGCUCAGUAUGAGAGCCAAGGACUCUACCGCUUUGCCAACUUCUUCUUCAUCCUCAUGGGCGUCUGCUGCAUCUACUCCUUGUUUAACGUCAUCUCCAUCCUCAUCAAACAGACUGUGAACUGGAUCCUGAGGAAACUGCAUAGCGGGUGCUUCCCACGAUGCCAAAGAGGACUCCUGCGGUCCAGGAGGAAUGUGGUGAUGCCUGGCAACAUCCGGAACAGGUGCAACAUCUCCAUAGAGACGGAUGGGGUGAUGGAAAGUGACACUGAUGGGCGACGGCUCUCGGGGGAGAUGAUCUCCAUGAAGGACACCAACAAAGUCUCACUAGCCAUCCUGCAGAAGCAGUUGUCCGAGAUGGCCAAUGGUGGGCCCCACCAGCCCAAUGCAUCCUCCAGGGAUGAUGAGUUCUCAGGGGGUGUGGGGGCCUUUGCGGUAAUGAAUAACAGGUUGGCAGAGACCAGUGGAGACAGGUAGGAACCAGAAGUAGCUGCUAGAUGAAGAGACCCAGGGACACGUGGAGGAUAAGACACUGUCCUACCCCCAAUGAGCUCAGCUGAGUCCCUGGCUGUUGCAAUUCGCUUCUCAAGUCCAGCUUUUGAAAUCUGACAUUAGCCUCAGGCAAUAAUAACCUCUCAAGGUUGGGGACUGGAGCCUCCUUGCCUGCCUCUUAUUUUACUCUUGACUUCCAAGUUUCAUAUUUGGAAUUGCUGAGGUCCUCACCAUCCCCAAGAGUUUUAAUUGUUCAAGGAAGAUGGGGUUUCCUCCAGCUUUGAUUUCGCCCUGAUGGUCCAUCACUUGGGAAGGAAAGCCCUGGAGAGCCUAAUUCUAGCCUGGAACUGUGAAUGGCUGAAUUCAUCACUUCACCCAGCCCCUCCAGGAAAGGGAAGGAACAUUCCAGAAUGCAUCUGGGCCUUCUUU
Molecule: messenger RNA, 2218 nt
Organism: Phodopus roborovskii (desert hamster)
Lineage: Eukaryota; Metazoa; Chordata; Mammalia; Rodentia; Cricetidae
Gene: Kcnk13
Product: potassium two pore domain channel subfamily K member 13
Exons: 2
Coding region: 557-1774 (405 amino acids)
Biological process (GO): potassium ion transmembrane transport; stabilization of membrane potential
Cellular component (GO): membrane
Molecular function (GO): potassium ion leak channel activity
Source: RefSeq, a predicted model, not a curated record